Molecule: messenger RNA, 1475 nt
Organism: Danio aesculapii
Lineage: Eukaryota; Metazoa; Chordata; Actinopteri; Cypriniformes; Danionidae
Gene: chrm2b
Product: cholinergic receptor, muscarinic 2b
Exons: 3
Coding region: 16-1431 (471 amino acids)
Biological process (GO): G protein-coupled receptor signaling pathway, coupled to cyclic nucleotide second messenger; regulation of smooth muscle contraction; adenylate cyclase-inhibiting G protein-coupled acetylcholine receptor signaling pathway
Cellular component (GO): synapse; dendrite; plasma membrane
Molecular function (GO): G protein-coupled acetylcholine receptor activity; G protein-coupled serotonin receptor activity
Source: RefSeq, a predicted model, not a curated record
CUGUGGUAAGGAAAGAUGGAGACCUUCAACUUAACUCUUUUUCCAAGCUCCAGCGACGCUAACAAGACCAACUUCUUCCAAGAUGGUCCGUUCAAACCAGUGGAGUUUGUUCUCAUCGUUCUCGGACUGAGCAUCUUAAGCCUGAUCACAAUCAUUGGCAACGUGCUGGUCAUGCUCUCCAUCAAGGUCAACAGGAACCUCCAGACGGUCAACAACUACUUCCUGUUCAGCCUUGCGUGCGCCGACCUGUUCAUUGGCGUUUUCUCCAUGAAUCUCUACACCGUGUACAUAGUGACCGGUCAUUGGCCUUUAGGAGCUUUGGUGUGUGACCUCUGGUUGGCUCUGGACUAUGUGGUGAGCAAUGCCUCAGUUAUGAACCUUCUCAUCAUCAGCUUUGACCGCUAUUUUUGCGUCACCAAACCUCUCAGUUACCCAGUCAAACGGACCCACAAGAUGGCGGGAAUGAUGAUCGCCGCUGCUUGGAUCCUGUCAUUUGUUCUCUGGGCUCCAGCUAUCCUAUUCUGGCAGUUCAUCACCGGCAGCAGGACGGUUCCUGAGGGCGAGUGCUAUAUCCAGUUUUUCUCCAACGCCGUGGUCACCUUUGGCACUGCUAUCGCCGCUUUUUACUUGCCAGUGGUCACCAUGACCAUCCUCUACUGGCAGAUCUCAAAAGCAAGUCGCAGCCGCGUCAGACGCAGAGACAACCGGAGAGUGUCUAGAGCCAGUAAUGAUGGGGGUCAGGUUGGACCCACGACUGAGAGAGAUGUGGACAGGAAGUCAAUUCAAGGCGGAGAGGAAAUGGUUUCACGUAAGCAGAGUGCUUCAGAUGCCACAACAGGCAAGUGUGUCAGUGGAGAAGAGCGGGACAGUGAGAAUGACUCUAUAUCUGGAAGUGUGCUUGCAUCAUCAAAUCAGCGGGAUGACGAGGCCGUAUCCAUAAGCACCAACGGUGACAUCAGAGCCCGCCAGAACCAAUCAGCUUCACUGGCCACAGAAAGUUGGGUCAGAUUCACAUGCUUCAAAACGGCCUCCCAGAAAGACCUGCAAAACACAUAUAAGGUCAACAGUGAAGGUCAGGGCAUGACAAACGGCAAGGAAAGAUUGAGUCUGGUUUCGCAGAAGAUUAGCAUUCCCCAUUCUCAAAAGAGAAAGAGUUCCUCGUCCAGAGAAAAGAAAGUGACAAGAACCAUUAUGGCCAUUUUGGUGGCAUUCGCAACCACGUGGACCCCUUACAAUGUGAUGGUGCUCAUCAACACUUUCUGCUCGGACUGUAUCCCAAACACAGUGUGGAUCUUUGGCUACUGGCUCUGCUAUAUAAACAGCACGGUUAACCCGGCCUGCUAUGCACUGUGCAAUGUCACCUUUAAGAACACCUUCAAACAGCUGCUGAUGUGCAAGUACAGGAAUAUUCACGCCACCAGAAAACAGUAGAGUUGGCAAAAGAGUUGCUUACUAAAAAUAGUUGGAUUGAGAAU